AGCAGUCUGCGUCCUGCUGAUAGAGCUCGUGCAGUCCGCCUCUCAUUAACAUGAAGAAGAAGAAGAAGAAGGUGCUUUUAUUUUUUGUCUUUGUGGGUUUAAAGAAUUUGUUCUGAGCUCACAGAGAACCGGACUCCAGCGGCCCCUGUGUGAACCUGGACUUUAAGGAUCCAGCUGCUGCAGCUCUGCUGGUUUCUGUGCUGGUUUUACUGGUUCCACUUUUUCCACUCAGCCUCGUUAAUUCACCCGCAGCUGCUGCAGAGACACACGAGGAGACGACCUACUGAGGAGGAGGAGCCUAAUUUUACUCCUCCGCUUCCUCUCAUUACCAUGCCAACCUCAGAGGAUGACCCCACCGUCCAAUCAAAGGCUGCGGCGAAUCCUUUGGGCAAUCGGGACGCCAGCUUGGACUCGGGGGAGGAGACGGCGGCCGCGCUCUCAGACUCCAACAGGGAGGCGUUACCGUGGCAACGGAAGGAGGAAGAGGAGCGUGAUGAACAGGAGACGAAGGCGGUGGCCUCGUCUCCGGACGGACGAUUCCUCAAGUUCAACAUCGAGAUCGGACAAGGAUCCUUCAAGACGGUUUACAAAGGACUCGACACUGAGACCACGGUGGAGGUGGCGUGGUGUGAACUGCAGACUCAUCGUCUGAACAAGGCGGAGCGUCAGAGGUUCACUGAGGAGGUGGAGAUGCUGAAAGCUCUGCAGCAUCCGAACAUCGUCCGAUUCUUCGACUCCUGGAAGUCGACGCUGAGGGGCCACAAAUGCACCAUCCUGGUGACGGAGCUCAUGACGUCCGGGACCCUCAAGACGUACCUGCGCAGGUUCCGACCCAUGAAGCUGAAGCUGCUGCAGCGGUGGAGCUUCCAGAUCCUGAAGGGUCUGCAGUUCCUGCACUCCCGCUGCCCCCCCAUCCUGCACCGAGACCUCAAGUGCGACAACGUCUUCAUCACGGGGCCCGUCGCCUCCGUCAAGAUCGGAGACCUGGGCCUCGCCACGCUCAAGAGGGCCUCGUUCGCCAAGAGCGUCAUCGGGACCCCGGAGUUCAUGGCUCCAGAGAUGUAUGAGGAGAAGUACAACGAGGCCGUGGACGUUUACGCCUUCGGCAUGUGCAUGCUGGAGAUGGCGACGUCCGAGUAUCCGUACUCCGAGUGUCAGAACGCCGCGCAGAUCUACCGCAAGGUCACCAGCGGAAUCAAACCGGACAGUUUUUCCAAAGUGACCAUCCCCGAGCUGAAGGAGAUCAUCGAGGGCUGCAUCCGCCCCGACAGCAGUGAGAGGUUCACGGUUCAGGACCUGCUGGAUCACCCGUUCUUCCAGGAGCAGCUGGGAGUCCACGUGGAUCUGGCCGAGGACGACGACGGCUCGAAGGCGGCUCUGAAGCUCUGGCUGCGGAUGGACGACAACAAGAAGCUUCACGGGAAAUACAAAGACAACAACGCCAUCGAGUUCCUGUUCGAGGUGUACAAGGACGUCCCCGAGGAGGUGGCCCAGGAGAUGGUGGUGCUGGGGUUCGUGUGUAAGGCGGACUAUAAUCAGGUUGCCAAGGCGAUCAGACACCAAGUGACGGCCAUAAAGCGUCAGCGGGAGAAACAGGGCCGCCUGCUGGAGGACGCCCUGAACCGCCAGAAGGAAGCUGCGGUCGAGGAGGAGUCUGACCCCGCCCCCUUACCACCUGAGGCGCCCAAUCAGAAGCCUGCCACGAGCACGUCUGCUGCUGGGAAGCAGGACUCAGCUGCUGUUUCAGGCCCCGCCCCCGGCUCGCUACAAGCCACGCCCCCAGGGACGGUGACAUCAUCAAGCAGCAGCCCGGUGGACUCUGGGAUCAGCAGCGUGUCCAGCAGGACGGGAGGAGACGGCGACGAUGAGGACGACAGACAGACGUCACACUCCGCCGCUGCAUCGGACUAUAAGAACUCCUUUAGCUCCUCUGGUGUCCAGGAGAAGGUUGAGGCCACGCCCCCUCUGGUCACGAACCCCGCCCCCCUUCCGUCUGUCCCCGCCCCUGCUCCCCUGGUUCAGGAAACCCCUCGACCCAAGCCUCCUCCUCCCUCUGUGACUCGGGCUCGAUCCAAACCGCCACCCCUCCCCGUGCUGCGUUUCCCCAAGAGCAUCGCCGUGUCCCACAAUGCCGAGCGACUGCAAUCUGGAUCAGUCAGCGGCUUUACCUCACCUGUCGACAGCUACGCCUCUGAUGUGACCUCAGGGUUGAGUGACGGCAAUGACGGCCAAUCAGACAGAGGGAACAAGGAGGUGACCCCACAGGCGGCCGCGAAGCAGUUCAGGCGGAAAGCGAGAGCUCGUCUGAGAAUGACAGGGAUGUCAGACAUGGUGGACCGGGUGGUGGAGUGUCAGCUGCAGACUCACAACAGUAAGAUGGUGACGUUUAAGUUCGAUCUGGACGGAGACAAUCCAGAGGACAUCGCCUCUGUGAUGAUCCACAGGGACUUCAUCCUGCCUGAGGAGCGAGAAGGAUUCAUUGUCCGCAUGUAUGACAUCAUCAGGAGGGCGGAGUCUAUGAUGCAUAAACAGCAGCUGGCCGAUGCCAACAGGUCAUCUCACCUGAAUGCCUCCACGCAGCUCGAGUCCAUGCUGCCGGCCCAGAGCCUCUCCAGAACUCAGUCCACGUCUUCACUGCCUGACAUUGCAGAUGUUGACCCCUCCCCCUUGAAGGGCGUAGACUUCUACGUUGACUCGGAGGCCACGCCCUCCGUCAGAUCACUGAGGUCACAGUCUUUCCACACCUCAACAGCUGCCUCCCAUCAGACCCCCCCAUACCCCCUCCAUUACACCCACCCAAACCCCCCCCCUCCUCGUCAGUAUUACCUCCCGUCUCCCCCCUACAACGCCCCUUUCCCCACCCAGGGCUCCUCCACCAGCCUCCCCCGAGUCCAGAGUAACCCCUCCCUCCUCAGCCCCUCCUCGUCUUCCUCAGCUCUCCCCCCUCCUUCCCCUCCUCACUGGCCCCCCCCUGACCAGCCUCUCUUCUCUCUGGCCAGUGUACUCUCUCUGGCCAUGAGUGUGGCCCAGUCCCUCAUGCCUCCACCUGUGACCCCCAACCAGGGCUUUCACCCUCACUCUCAGCCCAUGUCUCCUCCAGUUCCCUCCCCCCAGGCUCCCCUUACUCCCCCCAUGUCUCCAUCCCUGGGCACCAACCUCCAUCCUCUAAGCCAAGCCUCCUUCCCGGCGCCCUUCUCACCCAAGGUGUCCUAUAGCCCCCCCACCCCUCAGACAGACUCCCCCCCAGACAGCCAGCAGGGGCUGCCGCCUGGCCGGACUCAAGACGCACCUCAGGUAGGAUGGGAGCAUCAGUUACAGCCUCACAGUCCACUUCAGCUGAAGGUCAGCUCAGCUCCGCCCCCUAAUGGUUCAGAGACUGUUUCUGCUCCCAGUCUGACCAGUGCUCCCAGUCUGACCAGUGUUCCCAAUGUGACCAGUGCUCCCAAUGUGACCAGUGCUCCCAGUCUGACCAGUGUUCCCAGUCUGACCAGUGCUCCCAGUCUGACCAGUGCUCCUAAUCUGACCACUUCUCCCAGUCUGACCAGUGCUCCCAGUCUGACCAGUGCUCCCAGUCUGACCAGUGUUCCCAGUCUGACCAGUGCUCCCAAUGUGACCAGUGCUCCCAGUCUGACCAGUGUUCCCAGUCUGACCAGUGCUCCCAAUGUGACCAGUUCUCCCAGUCUGACCAGUGCUCCUAAUCUGACCACUUCUCCCAGUCUGACCAGUGCUUCCAACUGGGUCAGUACUCCCAAUCUGACCUGUACACCCAGUCUAACCAGUGCUCCUAACAGGCACAGUAAUCCUAGUCUUGCCAGAACUCUAAGUUUGACCAGUGCUCCCAGACUGAACAGUACUCCCAGUCUGACCAGUGCUCCUGGUCUGAACAGUACUUCCAUUCGGACCAGCACUUCUAGGCCGACCAGGGUUCCAAAUCGGACAAAUGCUCCCAUUCAGGCAAGGGCUUCCAGUCUGACCAGUUCUCCCAUUCGGGCCAGCGUUCCCAAUGUGGCCUCUGCACACAAACCGACCAGUGUUUCCAGUCUGACCACCGCUCCUAUUCGGUCAACUGUUCCCAGUAUCAGUAGUGCUCCCAGUCCAAAAGGCGAGCUCUGUGCCUCCCCCACUUCCUCACCACCUGUCUUGCGUCCUACCAACAGUGUGUCCUCCCCCAUGUUACCCUCACCCGGUCUGUCCCCCAUCCAGGAAGUGAAGAAAACUUCAGUCCUUGCCAUUGGUCGUUUCCAGGUGACGGCCUCUAAAGACACUCCUGCUGCCUGUCAUCAGGAACCCCGCCCCCUCAACCAGGCCACACCCACUGCCCACUCCCCACCUCCCUCCAGGCCGAACCAAUCAGAGAGCUCAGGGAGCAGUACAGAUGAGCUAAGCACGCUGCCCCCACGUCUCCAGGGUGACCAUGAAAACCCUGGUCCACAGAAGGAAGAGGAGGAAGAGGAGAAGAAGAAGAGGAGGCCAAGUGGCAGUCCAUGGGAGGGGUCAACCAGCUCGAGUGGCAGCAGCUUCAGCCAAUCAUGGAACCGCCCAGCACCCUGCAUCAGCUCUGACGAAUCAGAGAGCGAGAGCGAGGAGAUGUGGAAGGAGCUGCAGGAGCUCCGGGGAAGACACCUGGCGGAGGUGCAGAACCUGCAGGCCAAUCAGAAGCGAGAGAUCAAGGACUUGUAUCUGAGGAUGGGUAAAGUCCCGCCCCCCGGCAUUGUCUCUCUGGCCGCCAUAUUGAACCCACGCCAGCGCCGCCUCUCCAGGACCGGAAACCACCCUCCUUCUCACAAAAGCAGCCAGCAGAGACCGGACGCGCUGCCGUCUGCAGGUAUCAUGAAGAAGAGCCUGGUCUGCGGCAGCAGCAGCGGAUCUCAGGACAGAGCAGGCAAAGGCGUGACCUUUGCCCCUGAACACAGCAGCACGUGAGCGAGAGGAGCUGAAGAUGAUGAUGAAGAGGAGUCACCCGUCACUUUAUUAUCCAACCUGCAGAAACAUGAAAGUCUCUGUUUUAACAGACUGAACUUCUAGAACUGAUGAAGACUCCAUGCAGCAUAUAAACAUUUGCAACACAGAGUUUGAGUUCAGAUUUUAAGUUUGUUUUUUCAUAUUGUGAAUUUAUGGUUUAACAUUUUAUGGACAAUUUCAGCACUUUAGUAAAAAGAUAUUGAGCCUUAAUGAGCCUCACGUUGGAACAGGUUCAUCAUUUCAACGUUCUCUUUGUUUUCUCAGGAGGUUCUGCAGGUUUAACUUCAGAUUUAGCUCAUAAAUGAUUGUGAAAGUUUUUUGGAAGGAAACAAAAAUCACAUGAGGUCUGAAUUCAAAUCUAAAAACCUGAAUCUGAAGUCUUUCUGGCUUCCUGUAGGAGGAACUGAGUAACAGAGUUAUCUGUUAAUGUAACAUGUCUGAUGUCUGCCUUAUGUGUUUGAUAGAUCACAUUAUUCCUAACAAUCCUGUUUAUUGAGAGUCCUCUGCACUUUCACACUUCACUUAAAGUCCCACUUCAGCAUCUAUUAGCAGUAUACAAACAUGAAAAAAAUAUUAAUAACGCAAUAUAAUGUGGCUGUAAGCAAUAACGCUCAGUAUUUGUUCUUCUAUAAUUACAUCUGUUCUGUCUGCAGAAGUUAACACAUUAAUAAACAGCUGCGUUGGUCUGUUGGUAACAGUUUAUUGCAUGUUUAUAUACUGAAGAUCAAUAUAGUGAAGUAUCUGCUGGACAGUCUGUUUAUAAUCUGAAUCCACUGAAUGUAACUUUGAAUCACAGCGUGCCUUAUUUCAAGAAUAGUUAUUUAAUAUUUAGAGACCUGAUGGACAUACAGAAACCGUAAAUUAGACGACGUCCAGGUGACACAUGACGAGCUGAGCAUGUGGACAGAGAGGCGUCACAUCCAGCCCAGCAGGAGGGUUUUAAGUUUGGAUUGUUCACAGUUAAUGAAACUGAUGUUUGUUUGUGAUAAUGUGUCCCGACUUUAAAGUGUUUGUGUAAUAAAAGUGACCUGAAAUGGACAGAAAAGCUUCACACUCA
This is a messenger RNA of Micropterus salmoides (largemouth bass), 6019 nucleotides long. Its product is annotated as serine/threonine-protein kinase WNK4-like. Gene Ontology annotation, biological process: intracellular signal transduction; monoatomic ion homeostasis; positive regulation of potassium ion import across plasma membrane. The coding region runs from base 331 to 4923 and encodes 1530 amino acids. The transcript has 23 exons. Gene Ontology annotation, cellular component: cytosol; cytoplasm. NCBI's taxonomy places the organism in Eukaryota, Metazoa, Chordata, Actinopteri, Centrarchiformes, Centrarchidae. The record is from RefSeq and is a predicted model, not a curated record. Gene Ontology annotation, molecular function: protein serine/threonine kinase activity; ATP binding; potassium channel inhibitor activity.